AUGAAAUCCCGGUCGUUGUUGCGUUUUGGCGCCAAACUUGAGGAUACCGACAUCCAACACGCCUCUCUUGGGGAGCUAAGAAGUGUGAUGAUGCUGCAGGCGAUGAAGUUUGAAAAUCGGGACAUGCUCCGGGAGUACCGUUACCUUGGCUUGGACGAUGGCAGCACUGCCAUCAGGGCCAGUCUUUGCGUCGAAGUCGGAGAUCGUAGCAUCUUCUACGAUGUGAGAGACCCGGAAUGUCCUCCUCAAGGAGCUAACAACGGACAAGAUUUCGACUUCCCCUCGGCGCUCAAACCAUCCACAGGCCAGACAGGCCACGACGCGCUUCGCGCAGGUGGAUGGCUGAGUGUUAAAUUUCUCAUCUACGAACUUGUUCGACGAGCUACCGACGACGCCAAAGUUGACAAGGAUGUCCAGUCGCUUCUGAAAAAAACAUUCAAAGGCGACCUCAUUCUAAAGCAGAAGGAGCGAGAAGAACUUACCACAGACCAACUUCGUGCGCACGUCGUGGAGUGUUUACGAAAAGUUGCCAAGGCUACCCAAGACACGUGUGAUCGAGAGGGUCUAUCCUAUGACCGCAUUGCUGUCACGCUCCCCGUCACAUGGAACACGCCGCCGUUCCAGACAAUGUAUGCAGGCAUUCUGGAGGAAGCGUUUCCGAACAUCACUCCCGAAAACUUUGUAUUUAUCUACGAAGCAGAGGCCGUGGGUCAUUAUCUCCUACACGGUCAUAUAAGGGGCAUUCUGCAAAGACCAGAGGGCGACGAGAAGUACCCGCACAGGGUUAUGGUUGUGGACUUUGGCGGCCACACUGUGAAUGGCGUUACGUUCCAUCUGAGAUGGAAUGAGCAAGAAAAGGAAAACUCCAAGCCUGCUUUCUUCGCCACUCAGAAACCCUGGGGCGCUCCCGGAGGAUCAGAGCUUUACGCACGAGAAGUUGAGAAGGCACUCCGCAAGGAUCCGGAAUGUACCAAAGGUAGCCAGGAUGAAGUUGAAGAAUGCGUCAAGGGGUUCAUGGAGUGCCUGAAGCUGAAGCAGGGUAACCACGACGGCACAGCCUUUACCCUCGUCUGUGACAAAGAACCACAUAUCUGGCAGCCUACUGGGCCCGCGGACGCCGCACGACUAUACAAGAGAGCAUUCGAUAGACCUCUCAAGGAAGUCCACACCAAGAUCACUGCCAGAAUGGGCAGAGCGGUACCGACAACUGUGGUUCUUACGGGCGGCAGCUACUUGAAUGCGGCUGCGCGUGCAGCCACAAUUACCAAAAUAGACAGCCAACCCGGAUGGAAAUACAUUGCGCUGUCCGAAAUACGCGCAGUCUCGGACAUGCGAUUGGUGGUUGCCCAAGGUGCGGCCUUGGCUCUCUCAAAAGCAACGUCUGUUGCGGAAUUUAUGAAGCAGGGUGCUGCUUUUGCCCUCCACUCACCGAGUCUGAAGGGCCCAGAUGGCCUGGCGACGCCAAAUAUUCCGACUUACAAGAAGCAGAACUGGGAAUUUGAUUUCCAUCUCCGUACCGAGUCUCGCAUGAGAGUCAGAUGUGAACCUUUUCAUCGAGGGACCAUGGAGAACCUGAAAGACCCCGCCAAACGGCGCAUUGAAGUUUAUAAUGCCUACGACUUUCUUGACCUCGGCUCCCGGAGAAAGGGAUCUUACAGGAUCUCAUUGGAACACGUCCGGGAAGACAGCAAGGACUUUAUGGUACUGCGAGAGAAGGCGGAGGAAGAUGACGGUGACCCGGACAGCCCCGAGGUGCACGAAUGGAAGCUUCCGGUCUACGUCGACAUCGGCCAGUGUGUUCUUAUGGUGGAUCAGGAUGAAUUCGACCUGCAGAAGUUGAAGCGGGAGUGA
Messenger RNA from Colletotrichum aenigma, 1851 nucleotides. RefSeq lists its product as uncharacterized. Bases 1 to 1851 code for a protein of 616 amino acids. The transcript has 5 exons. The record is from RefSeq and is a predicted model, not a curated record. NCBI's taxonomy places the organism in Eukaryota, Fungi, Ascomycota, Sordariomycetes, Glomerellales, Glomerellaceae.